AAUUACUUGGGACUCAAGAUGGCUUUUUUGUACACGUGGUGUCAUAUUUUCAUGAAGUCAUAUGGAAUUUCUGGCUUCACAGUUGUAACUUUAUCAAUAUACGGCUUUGUUCAGUUCGUUAAAGCUUCUAGGGGCGUAUACAACUUAUAUAUUCUGUUCUAAACGAAUCCCGAACAUAAAUAGAAGUUCUGAACAGUGUUGCGUCACUCGUUUAGCUGAAGUGGAGUAGCAGAUGCAUGUGACAAGGAACAAUCGUCGCAAUAUCACCAUGGGGACAUUUAAAUCUAGAAAGCUGUUUACAGUUCCUGUGGCUGUGGGUUUACCCAUACUAUUCCUCGUGGGAACCAUGUUUAUAAUCACCAAUUAUACCACCAUAAAGAUUGAAACCACGCCCUUGUCGGUUUCAACUAGUUUACGAAAAAAAACAACACGAGUUUCAAAUAUGAAAGCGACAGAGGUUAUAACAGUUCGGUGGCACAAGAGACCAUCCUAUAUAAGUACUGCAAAAAUGGUUGGCUGGUUUUCCUCAUGUAAUCAUUCAUGCCAAUAUACAAAGGACAUAAAUAGCCACAUCCUUCUAUUUGAUGCUAAUAUAAUAGGAAAGCGACCCAAAAGAAUAAAUCCAAGACAGAUAUGGGUUUUUUAUAAUCCAGAAUCGCCCCAUAUUACAUUUUCACAUAAAUGGAGAGACCCUUCAUGGAAUGGACAGUUUAAUAGGACAAUGAGUUAUCGGUUGGAUUCAGAUGUGAAUGCGCGUUAUGGAUAUCAUAUCAAAAGACGACAUCCUUUGAGAAAAAACAGAACCGAGGUGAUGCAGAAUAAAACCAAAAUGGCGGCUAUAUUACGCAGCAAUUGUAAAACCCCGGGUCGGCGAGAAGAUUAUCUCAAAUUAUUGCGUAAAUAUAUACCGGUUGACAGUUACGGUCGGUGUGAAAAAUUGUCCUGUCACAUGGCCAACUACUGUAAUAUUGACAAGAAAUACAAAUUCUACCUAGCAUUUGAAAACAGUUUUUGCAAGGACUACGCAACAGAGAAAUUUUUCCGAGCUGAAGGGUGGGACUUGGUAACCGUUGCUAGGGGAGGCGCAAAUUACUCUCUUUUAGCUCCCGAGAAAAGUUACAUUCUAACCAGUGAUUUUAAGUCGGUAAAAGAGCUAGCCGAGUAUUUAAUCUAUCUCGAUAAAAAUGAUACAGCCUAUAUGGAAUAUAUAGAGAAGAAAUGGAAAUAUGAAGUGUUUUCGACCUUAGUUCAUGGCAGUGCAUACGUGAAACGAUGGUGCAAUUUUUGUGAACAAGCGCAUUCGUGGCUCAAAGAAAACAAUAAUCAUUCUUAUGAACACAUUAAAGAAUGGUAUGAGACAGAUAAAUGCCACAAACCAACUGAUUUACAUUAAAACCCGUUAUUAAAAUCUUUAUUCAUUUAUAA
This is a messenger RNA of Patella vulgata (common limpet), 1425 nucleotides long. RefSeq names its product alpha-(1,3)-fucosyltransferase C-like. Lineage: Eukaryota; Metazoa; Mollusca; Gastropoda; Patellidae. The record is from RefSeq and is a predicted model, not a curated record. Bases 233 to 1393 code for a protein of 386 amino acids. The transcript has 2 exons. Gene Ontology annotation, cellular component: membrane. Gene Ontology annotation, molecular function: alpha-(1->3)-fucosyltransferase activity.